UAAUGAAAAAUGAGAUAAAAAAAUACAAAACAAAACAUACUUUGUAAAAUUUAGAAAAAAAAAAAAAUACAGAACUUUAAUCAGUUCUCAUUCUCUCAUAUCCAGAUAUUGGAAUUACUUAAUUUAAAAUUAAAUUUUUUCUUUUCACCUAAAAGAGCGGCAAAAUAAAAUACUAUUAAGAUACUAUCUUAUCUAUUCAUUCUUACAAAUUGGAUGACGAUAUUUAUGUGUGUUUACUGUUUUUCACAUUACUUAAACCUCUUUUCAAUUUAUUUGUUGUUUUAUUUAUCAUCUAUGCAUAAACUAUUUUAUUUUAUUAUAUUUAGGAUCCUCACCAUUGGAAGAAAUCCCAACCUCCAUAACCAUACCAACCAACCAAUCCAUCCACCAUAAUUAUGUAUUCUAACUACCCAAUUACCAUCAUAAACCCUUCAAUAAUGCAUAAUAUCAUUUUCAAUCACGUACAUUUUUAUUUUUAGAAUAAUGAAUCAAUGCUUUGAAUGUUAACAUUUCAACCAUUAAACUAAUCC
Molecule: messenger RNA, 530 nt
Organism: Paramecium pentaurelia
Lineage: Eukaryota; Ciliophora; Oligohymenophorea; Peniculida; Parameciidae
Source: the annotation of a GenBank genome assembly